This is a messenger RNA of Linderina pennispora, 1235 nucleotides long. RefSeq lists its product as uncharacterized. Gene Ontology annotation, cellular component: membrane. Gene Ontology annotation, biological process: G protein-coupled receptor signaling pathway. The record is from RefSeq and is a predicted model, not a curated record. The coding region runs from base 12 to 1085 and encodes 357 amino acids. Gene Ontology annotation, molecular function: G protein-coupled receptor activity. The transcript is spliced from 2 exons. Lineage: Eukaryota; Fungi; Kickxellomycota; Kickxellomycetes; Kickxellales; Kickxellaceae.
AUUAAUUUUCUAUGUCCACCGCCCUAGCACUAUCCAAGCGGGCCCCGAAACUAUCGGAAGCGGAUCGAAUAAAGGGUAUUGCUGACCUCGGGAAGACGCUUGAGCCAGUUGGAGUGACGGACACUGUGACCAUUGCAGUUUCUGCCUCGCUCUACGGCGUGACUGGGCUGCUGGUACUCUACGCCCUCAUUCACCGAAACUACAGACCAAUCCGCGCCAAAAAUAUGCCUCUGACCACUGUGAUGUAUAUUGCGUGUAUUGUGUGGUUUCUAGGCGAUAUUGCAACCAACGGUCUCGUCUACAACGUCGGUGUAUGGAGCAAGUGCAAACUGUGGGUCAUCUGGUUCCGUGACCUGGGCGGCUAUCUGUACUCGUCCAUUGUACUGCUGCGUGCCCACGCGCUCAACCGCAUCUUCAUCCAGCGCAAGAGCUUUACUGGCUGGGCAUACUAUAUGCCAAUCGUCAUCCUUGCCGCUGCACUACUGAUCUUUUGUCUAACGGUCCAGCUAAUUAGUGAUGAGCUCACUGUCUCGUACCUCCCGAAACUGGAGAUUUGCCACUAUGUGGAAGGGUUCAAGUGGGGGAGCUUGGCGCUGCUCUGGCUGGUGUGGUUUGCAUCGCUCUUUUACUACAUCAAGAUUCGCCAUAUCCAGACUGCGUUUAACGAAUUUAGAGAAGCAUUGGUCGUCUUCUUUAUUGCCUUUACUACCUUGCUGGAGACCUCGUUGGUUCACGGAAUAUUCCCAACAUAUCCACUAAACAGAACCCUUCGUACUAUUACAACCUAUGUUGAUGUUGUAUGCGGCAACAUUAGUGUUUGGGUCUUUUUGGUCUAUCCAGUUUUCAAGCGUAUUUUCUACCGCGAGAAAUACGAGCAUGAAUGGCUUGCCAAGCUUGCCCGCGAUGGUCUCCAGCGCGAAUACCAGAUCGAAAUGAAUCGCAGCGCCAACACGUCGGAUUUCGCAAAGAUGGGGAGUGGCCACCAGCUCACAAGUCUUAGCAGUAACGACCGAACCUAUGCCACCGACUAUCACAUCACGCUUGACUCGAAUUCAGAGAUUGCUAAUUUUUCUAGCUAUCGAUAGCUCGCAUGGCUACGCCCUGUCAUGGAAGGUUCCCAGAUGCCAAGCCUAUUACUAAAAUUAUUUCCUUGUGCCAAGACUACCUGCAAAGCGUUUUGGACUUUAAUAAUGAAUGUUCAUAGAAAAGCAGCGAACUCCUUUGUUGAUUUAGAC